CCCCCCUUUCUCCGGCUCCCCCUAUCAUGCUCCGCCACAGCAGAUCGCAGAAUCAAAUCCUCUCCCUUAUUUUUCAUCGUCUGUUUUUCUCGACAGGAUCGAACCAGUGAGAAUCCCGUCGGAGAAGCUAUUUGGGAGUUUUUUUUUUGCUUCGUUGUCCUUCGAUUUCCGCCGCAAUUUGUGGGCCGCACGAUCUGUCGAAGUGGAGGAGGACUUUUUUGUGUAUGUAUAUUUCUCGCAUCCUAGCUGGACUUCCACCUCAUGCCAUGAGAGCUGGUGUAUCGUAGAUCCUCUAUUCGCUGGCGUGUUUUUCUUUGUUUACCGUUAGUGAAACGAUCUCUCGCAACCAAUGGGCACAGGUGAGGGAAGCACGCCUUCUAAGUCUUCCAAACCAUCCUCUUCAACUCAGGAAGUACCUUCAGUGCCAUACCCUGACUGGUCAAGCUCAGUGCAGGCUUACUAUGGAGUUGGAGGUACUCCAGCUGCAUUUUUCCCGACGCCUGUUGCAUCUCCAAGUCCUCACCCUUACAUGUGGGGUGCCCAGCAUCCUAUGAUGCCACCUUAUGGAACUCCAGUUCCGUACCCAGCUUUGUAUCCUCCCGGGGGAAUCUAUGCUCAUCCUAGUAUGCCGAUGGCACCUAAUUCUGCACCAGCUAACACAGAGAAUGUUGUCAAGGACCAAACUUCUGCCAAGAAAUCGAAGGAGAAUUCGAAAGGAAAGGGAGAAGGAGGUGAGAAGAAGGGAGCAGCUUCUGGUUCAGGCAACGAUGGUGUGUCUCGAAGUGGUGAAAGUGAGACAGAGGAUUCGUCUGAUGGAAACGAUGAGAACACCAAUCAACAGGCUAAAGGCUCUAGUCGAAAGGGAAGCUCUGAACAGACGAUGGCAGAUGGUACCCUUCUCAUGAUUCUGAAACCAAAUAUGGUUUCCGGUAUCUGCUUUUAUUUUUCAUUUUUCUUGACCCGUAUAAUUAUUGAUACGGUCCAAGGUAUAGUGCCCGUGAAGGCAGUAGCCCCUUCGAGUAAUCUGAAUAUAGGGAUGGACUUAUGGUCUCCUGAAGGAGCAUCAAAGAUGAGACCGAAUACCUCCAAUGCCAUUGUUCCUGCACCACCACUAGCGGCUCGUGGUGGUGUUCCGUCCGAGCAAUGGAUAGAUGAACGAGAGCUCAAGCGGCAGAAAAGGAAGCAAUCUAACCGUGAAUCCGCAAGGAGAUCGAGAUUACGAAAGCAAGCAGAGUGUGAACAGCUUCAACACAGAGUAGAAAGCUUGACGAGUGAGAAUCACGGUUUGAGAGAAGAGCUUCAGAGGUUCUCUGAGGAAUGUGAGAGACUUAAGUCUGAAAAUAACUCCAUCAAGGAUGAGUUGACGAGGUUGUGUGGAACAGGGGCUGUGUAGCAAAUUUAGGAUCUACUAAGGAUGGCAAAGGAAACAAUUAACAAGAAAGGAGCAAAAACGAAUAGUUUGGAUCCAACAGACUCGUAAACACCAAACUGUUGUUGUAUAAUUAGGGAUUAGGUGUUAAUUAAUUACCGAAAUCACACUUUGUUGGGAUCGAGUAAAGACUCUACUUCGUUUAGAGGUUUUUCUUGUAAUAAUAUUUUUUGUUUCUUUA
This is a messenger RNA of Tarenaya hassleriana, 1610 nucleotides long. RefSeq names its product G-box-binding factor 1-like. Gene Ontology annotation, molecular function: DNA-binding transcription factor activity; sequence-specific DNA binding. Gene Ontology annotation, biological process: regulation of DNA-templated transcription. NCBI's taxonomy places the organism in Eukaryota, Viridiplantae, Streptophyta, Magnoliopsida, Brassicales, Cleomaceae. Gene Ontology annotation, cellular component: nucleus. Bases 350 to 1393 code for a protein of 347 amino acids. The transcript is spliced from 10 exons. The record is from RefSeq and is a predicted model, not a curated record.